AUGGCCGCUAGAAACUUACGCCUCAUAUUCCUUCAGGUGAUGUGGUUCGUGGCAGCCUUCCAUGACGCUGCAGCGACGACGUGUUUCGUCUCGGAUGACAACGCCUACCAAGAACAAGUUUGCCCGGCCUUUGUGUUCUGGGAUGAGCCCUCGCCGCUGGACAUGACAGCGCUGCCGGCACUUCUCGACCAUCACAUCGACUGGCAACCAUGGGCAUUCGAUCACGGCAGAAAACUACAAAAACUGCUGUCGCACCCUGUCACUUCGGGAUCUGGCGCCGACAUGGCCGCUAGAAACUUACGCCUCAUAUUCCUUCAGGUGGUGUGGUUCGUGGCAGCCUUCCAUGACGCUGCAGCGACGACGUGUUUCGUCUCGGAUGACAACGCCUACCAAGAACAAGUUUGCCCGGCCUUUGUGUUCUGGGAUGAGCCCUCGCCGCUGGACAUGACAGCGCUGCCGGCACUUCUCGACCAUCACAUCGACUGGCAACCAUGGGCAUUCGAUCACGGCAGAAAACUACAAAAACUGCUGUCGCACCCUGUCACUUCGGGAUCUGGCGCCGACAUGGCCGCUAGAAACUUACGCCUCAUAUUCCUUCAGGUGUGUUAUUCUUACCUUCCUAUUAACGGUAAACCUUUCAAGAAAUCGGCGCCAGAACCCACUACGACUGUGAUUGUGCGUUUCGUGACCUCGUUUUGUUUGGGAUGUACGCGUCUUGUCCAAAAUCUUCUUUUGCUUGCCGGUGACGUAGAGCAAAACCCAGGGCCCCUGUCUCCCGAGCAGGAAAAGCAGAUGUUUGACGUUAUCAUGACCAUACCGUCAAUGCAACAAAGACAUUCGGAAAUUCUUGAAGAAGUCCGUUCUAUUAGAAAUCACCAGCAGAUUCUCGAUCAAAAGGUGACGGCACUAACAGACAAGAUAAAGCAGGUUGAAGAUAAUGUAGCUUCCGUACUCCCGCUAAAGACUGAAGUGGCACGCCUUGCAACUCAAUCCGAUAAGCUUGCCUCAAGUAUCACGACCUUACAGGACUCUCACGAUGACCUAGAUAAUAGGUCUCGCAGAAACAACUUAAUAUUUUUUGGCAUUCCAGACGUUCAAAAUGAGACAUGGGCUACUUCAGAGGAAAGAAUUGUGUCAUUUUGUUCUGAAAAACUGAACAUCCAGAUUGAUUCUGCUGCGAUCGAAAGAGCUCAUAGACUAGGGCGUUUUACGCUCACAAAAAAGCGGCCCGUGAUAGUGAAGUUCCUAUCAUUUCAAGAUAAGCAGCGAAUACUCUCAGUCGUUGGAAGGCUAAAAGGAUCGGAGUUUUCGAUUAGUGAAGACUACUCGCAAAAAGUUCGCUUGGAAAGACAAAGAUUGCUUAAGUUUGCUAAGGACCGCGGAGGGGACUUCAAACUGCAUUUCAACAAGCUAAAAAUGGCUAAUCAGACUUUCAUUAAUGACAGUACUACAGACACUGUGACGAGGAUGGAGAGAUAA
Molecule: messenger RNA, 1479 nt
Organism: Ixodes scapularis (black-legged tick)
Lineage: Eukaryota; Metazoa; Arthropoda; Arachnida; Ixodida; Ixodidae
Exons: 1
Coding region: 1-1479 (492 amino acids)
Biological process (GO): retrotransposition
Cellular component (GO): ribonucleoprotein complex
Molecular function (GO): single-stranded RNA binding
Source: RefSeq, a predicted model, not a curated record